Molecule: messenger RNA, 3320 nt
Organism: Folsomia candida
Lineage: Eukaryota; Metazoa; Arthropoda; Collembola; Entomobryomorpha; Isotomidae
Exons: 18
Coding region: 49-3228 (1059 amino acids)
Source: RefSeq, a predicted model, not a curated record
UAUUAGAUCGAAGUUAAAUAUUAGAAUUUGUCUUCAUUUUUUUCUAAAAUGGAAUUGAUACAGAGAUCCUUUUACAAAAUUGUUUUCGCAAUUUUACUCCAAUAUUGCAUAAAUUCGGAAGGAUUAAGUUUGGAUGAGUUUGGUUAUUACGGAAACCUUGUUAUCGCAAUUGACGAAAGAACGGUGCAGAACGAGGUGCAAAAUUACACGGAGAUAAUUAAGAUGGGAAUUCAAGACUUAUCUGAUCUACUCCACUACACGACGAGUGGAAGGUUUUCAAUCCAAAAUGUGGACAUUUUAGUCCCCGAUCACUGGGACGUGGGGAUUGAUGGGGCUUCAACAUUUCAGUCCUAUGAAGAAGCAGAUUUUAAAAUUUCACACACAUUUUCUCUCCCAUUCGUGAAUAAUCCAAACCCUUGCGGAUUACCGGGUUACGAUAUGCAGCUUCCCUAUAACUUUUUUGACUUUGGAGAUUCCGGAAAUUAUGGCCGUUUAGGGACAGCGUUGCUUGUACAAUUUGCCCGACUUCGAUUCGGGGUUUGGGAGGAACACGGCUUUCCUGGAGAUUCAAAGUUUCCUUAUUACUGGAAACGAUUGCUUGGAAGAGAAUGGGAGAUCAACGCUUGUACCAACGUACCAAUUGGAGGAGUCUACAAGACCAUACCUAGCGGUGCGCCUUGUGGUCCAGACCCGGACGAUGUUGAUAACUUAUACCCACCAAGAAGCGAUUGUCGAUUUUUUCCAAAUGAGUUUCAGACGGCAAAUUCCUCGUUGAUGAGCUACCAUUACUUACCUACGUUUGAAGCCUUCUGUAAAAAUGAGACGCAUGAUGUCUCUCAACCUACCCCCCAAAACUACUAUUGUCGUUAUACGAGUGUGAUGGAUGUCAUGAAAAAUACGUCAGAUUGGAAAAUGGUCACCGGAAAUAAUACGGCGGGUCGGAUCGGGUUUCGAGUGGUGACAAGAUCGGAAAAACCGAUGCUCUAUAUUCUUUUGGAUGCUGGCUUUACGCAGGUACCGGCCCAAAUUCUGCCACAAAUUUCUUCCCGUCUUUCAACUUUUAUCCAAUUUCGCGAAAUGCGCAGUGUUGUCGCUGGCCUUGGAAAAUUUCCGGGGGACGAUCCAAACCAAGCUUUUACCGAGGUUAUACCUUGGACUUCGAUUAGGAACGCUAGCCAUGAAUUUGUGAGCGCAUUUCACUCAACGUUUGGUAAUCAGGCUGGAUUUAAAGACUACGCUGGAGCAUUGCGCGAACUAGUGGUUUCAUUCAAUCGGCGGAAACAUGCAGCCGGAGCUGUAAUUUUGAUUGUCAAAUUGAGUCCUGAACCAAAUACGGGUCGUCUAACCAUGGAAAGCCAAGUGAUAAUUCCUCUCUUACUCUCGAACGUGGCAGUAUUUGCUCUGGAAGUGCAUGGAAGUCCGAUCCAGGCGGGAAACGCGCUGGAACACGUGGUCGAAAAGUCGGAAGGGUUGCAUUUAAGCAUUUCCCAGCCAUCCGACCUUGGUCAACCCUUUGACGAUUUUUUGACGGCAUUGACCACCACGCUUGCGCAAGGGCGGGUCAUCCGAAGUAAAAAAUAUGUCGUCGGAAUGGACGAAAUGGUUCGUCACCAGGGGAAAGUCGGGUUUGCGUCGAGUUCAAGAAUCACGCAGUUCGAACUGUUCGCAACGCCGUUGACGGGACGGUUUUCCAGCGCCAGGUUGUGGAACGGGACGGAUGGAAAUUAUGGGGACGUCGUUUUACAGGGAAUGAAGUGGGAUUCGGCCGAAAGUGGGGGGACAAAUGGGCGGAGGAACUUUUACUUUUCGUCACCAGAAGGAGAGGAACCGUUGAGUAGCGUAAGAUGGACGUCUUUGUCCAUCGGGUGUGACGAUGGCCCAUGCAUCGCUCGUGUCACCGUUUUGUUGCAAGUGGAGGACUUGGACUUAAUCCCGGAAGAUGUCAAACUCACGGUCACAACGUCCGCGAUGAAUGGGAUUGUCGACUUUAAACACGCGAACGCUGGGUUAUACACCGGCACAGCGUUUGCCAUUUAUGCAAAGUUGGAGCAGGAUGGGAUUCCCUUCCAGGCAACGCCCGGCCUUGUCGUGACUGCCGUAAUAUCUUGCCCGACAGCACCAGACGUCCACACGUGGUCAGUCGAACUUCGUGACGAUGGAAGCACUUCACCCGACAUGGCGACGAACGAUGGCAUAUUCUCGGGGGAAUUUGUCCCCACCAUUUAUGGCAACCCGGCAGAUUUCGAUGGCAUGUACGAAAUCUUCGUCACUGCGAAAUUUGAUCCCCCUGUGGAGGAAACUACCACGCCCUGGCGAAUAAUGGAAGACGCAAGUCAAAGAUUUUCCUCGAUUGGGAGAUUGUUUCCAAUUGAUCAGAGACAAAUUGGGUGUGGGAGUGGUUAUCUGGGCUGCUGGAGUAAAAUUCCAGAGGAAGCUUUCAUCAUUAGUUGUGACCUCGAGAAGAGCGUGGAGUUCGUCAAUUUCGGAUUAUUUAGGGCUUAUCCGACGAGAAUCGUGGACUUGGUGGUUACUCCACUUGGCAACAAUUUCGUUAAUCUGCAAUGGACCGAACCGGGAAUUAAAGACCCGAACCCGAAUAAUGACGCGCAAGUGGGUGCUUAUGAAAUUCGUCAUCAAGACGAAAUUAGCAAGCUCUUAUACCAAUUCGAUUCUGCUGAAAACCUGCCCGGAAAUAAGAUCCCGAACACAAAACCACCCGGAAGCAGGCAAAAUGUCACGUACGAUUUUGGCCGGGAAGCCAGCAGAUAUUACGCAAUACGAACGUUAGGUCAAUCUCAAUCAAAUGGGGUCGAAACGUGGUCAGACUUGUCGGUCAUUGUGGGCGUAAAUAUAAAAACCACGUUGGACGCGAGCACCACCACGACCACGACGACGACAACGAUUCGCCCCACGACUAGAACAACGUUACCACCACGGACGACCUCACCCGGUUCGACAACAAUGGAGGAGGAUGUUUCGACACUCAUUACGACGCCAAGAACGACCAAGGCGCGUGGAACGACGACGAGGGCGACAACCACCACGACAACGACGGUAAAACCCAGCACUUUUGCCCCUCGGGGGACGGAUGCCCCCAUAAAUCACUGGUUUGAAACGACCGAGGGGAUCAUCACGAUAUCCGUCUUUGGGGGAGCAGUUUUCACCUUAUCUAUUCUUGGGGGAGGAUUUUACAUGUGGCUUAUCAAAUUUAGAUACAGAUCAAUUUGAAUAAAUAAAAACUGGGAUUUUUAUGAAUUGUGGCAGAUAAGAAUUAGUUUGGAAAAUUUUAAAGAAUUGUUUUCUGUGUAAAUAAACACGUA